Molecule: messenger RNA, 976 nt
Organism: Anastrepha obliqua
Lineage: Eukaryota; Metazoa; Arthropoda; Insecta; Diptera; Tephritidae
Product: PSME3-interacting protein
Exons: 4
Coding region: 94-849 (251 amino acids)
Cellular component (GO): nucleus
Source: RefSeq, a predicted model, not a curated record
UCGUAGGUUGCUAAUGCAUAAAUUUUGUUAAACAGAAUUUGGAGUGAUAAUGAUUUUUGUAUCUUCAGUUUUAGCCAAAUAAUCGCAUUAAACAUGAGUUCAGGUUUUGUAACAGAAGCAGAUGCUGUUGAAGCGCGUAAACGCCGACAGGAGGAAUGGGAAAAAGUUCGUACUCCGGAUCAACCAUUGGAACGUCCUGAAGAGCCAUAUGAUGGGCGAUCACUUUUUGAACGGCUAAAGGAACAAAAGAUGAAAAAGGAUAUGGAAUUUGAGGAAGCGCACAAAUUAAAAAACCUAAUUCGCGGUUUAGAUGACGAUGAAGUGCAAUUCCUUGAGUUGGUCGAUCAAAACAAAAUCGAUGCAGAGAAAAAACAAUUGCAAGAGGAACGAAAGGAACUGCAAGAAUUCCGAGAUCGUGUUGCUACAUUGCAAGAAGAAACUGCCGAUAAAAAGCUACAGUCCGAAAUUAAAACAGGCAAGGUACCAAAAGUUCCAGUAGUCGCAUCCACAACUCGGCCCACACAAAAGUCUUUACUUGGAGUUGGUAUCAAGCGGAAAAAUGGUGAAAUUGCUGGUUCGUCAAACUUUAUUAGUUCGAAAAUCGCCAAAGACUCCACGACACCAAAUUCUGAUAAAACUCCUUCACUUCCCAGCAUUAAUACAAAUAAUUUCGAUAAAGGCCAGCUUAAAUGUAUCGCAGUACUCCCUGGCAUUGGACCUUACACCGAAUCUAGUGAUUCUGAAAUAAGCAGUGGAAGCGAGGAUGAACCGGACAAUGACAGUCAUACCAAGUACGAUUUGAUGGGACGUAAGAGGCAAAAGAAGAAGGGUUGCCAAGACGAUGAUUGAUUUUUGGAUUUUAUACGUCAAAUAAGUAGGAAUGGAGUAUUUAUCCAAUUACGUAAUGGCUUCUACAAAUAAUACAUACUUUAAUAAACUAAGCGAAUGUUGGAUAUAAUUUAAACAAUAAAACCUU